Messenger RNA from Microthlaspi erraticum, 564 nucleotides. The record is from the annotation of a GenBank genome assembly. NCBI's taxonomy places the organism in Eukaryota, Viridiplantae, Streptophyta, Magnoliopsida, Brassicales, Brassicaceae.
AUGCAUUUCAGGAACCCAACUUCUAGAAGCAACAAGUUCAAGAUGUUGAGAGGUGAGGGAAGCCAAGCAGCUAUGGGGAGAAAGCAAAGGGCAGAGAAAGCAAGAAGAAUGAGAGAAAGGAUGUCCAUAGAUGAAGGUUUGGAGUAUGUGAGAUCGAGGAAAGAAAGGAACCAGCAGAUGGAAGAGUUUGAUGCAGAGAGGCAUGUCUCCUCUGAGGAGCGGUCUGAGAGUGAGAGGUUGAGGGAGGAAAGGAGAACCAAGAAGAGAAAUGACCCAAUUAGUAGUGAGAGUGAGCAAGGGGAGUUUGAGAUUGGAGUGAACCUUGUUCAAGAGGAGGGUAAUGGCUCUCCAAGUGAAGAAGGAAGUGAUGAGACUGAGAGUGAAGAGGAAGGAGAAGAGGUCAAUCAAGAGAUUGAGGGAAGUGUUCAUGAGAGCAAUGAGAAUGUGCCAAUGGAGGAGGCUGAAUCAGAGGAACAGAUGAACUCCCCAUGUACCAAGAGCACUACAAUGCCCUCUUCUCCAUGGACUUUAUGGAUACCAAGUACCCACAUGUUGACACAAUGA